Messenger RNA from Carassius gibelio (silver crucian carp), 1615 nucleotides. RefSeq lists its product as uncharacterized. NCBI's taxonomy places the organism in Eukaryota, Metazoa, Chordata, Actinopteri, Cypriniformes, Cyprinidae. The record is from RefSeq and is a predicted model, not a curated record. The transcript is spliced from 2 exons. The coding region runs from base 320 to 706 and encodes 128 amino acids.
GUUUGCUGUUUGCUGUUGACGGCUGUACUGCGUUUGAGCUCCGUCACUAUAUUCUUUUCAUUGACUAUUUUUAACUUAAAAAUCAAUUUUAUACAUCAUUGUUUCCGUUUAUAUAACGCGUGAAUAUAUCCUCUAUUGUAUUCUACAACAAAAACAAUCAGAGCGCCUCGCUAUCACUAGUUUUAUUUUGAUCUCCCGGUUCCGCUAUUAGCUUUUAGCCAGUUAGCAUCAGCAAGCGUGUUUGCUGCUAACUGCGCUUACAUUGCUAAUACUCUAUUCUCACACAUUACCACUGCUGUACUCACUGUUACUUGCUUUAAUGGCGGAUGAAUGUCUCCACUCUGUGCAGCUCGAGCUCGAGGCCGUGGGGAAGCAGAUUCGCGACCUGGAACAGAGGCAGGCCAAGCUGAGAGAGCGGAGAGCCGCGCUGGAAUCAUCCCGGGCUGACGCUCACAAGUCCGGGGCCCGGUGCACCCAGGACGCGAUCUUCCCAGAUGUCCUUCACUGCGACGCCGGGACACCACGGACCCUGGGUGCAUCCACAGCGGAGGACGCGAGCCGGGUCCCGGGCGACUACUUCUCCCCCUCCUGCCUUCGAGCUCUCCAUCCAGAACCGCUUCGCUCCCCUCCGCGAGACAGGACGCGACGCUGUGAUCAUCGGAGACUCCAUCGUCCGACACGUAAGUGCUACGUUAGCCGAAGGUAAAGUGCACACUCAUUGUUUGCCUGGUGCUCGUGUUCUCGAUGUUUCUGCGCAGAUACCCACGAUCCUGAAGGACGGCGAGAGCCCCAGAGCGGUCGUGCUUCACGCCGGGGUUAACGACACCACGCUGCGGCAGACGGAGACGCUGAAGAGGGACUUCAGGAGCCUGAUCGAGACGGUUCGCAGCACGACGCCCGCGGCGACGAUCGUCGUGUCAGGACCACUGCCCACGUAUCGACGAGGACACGAAAGGUUCAGUAGACUUUUUGCUUUAAAUGAAUGGUUGUUGUCAUGGUGUAAAGAACAGAAACUGCUAUUUGUUAAUAACUGGAAUCUUUUCUGGGAGCGUCCUAGACUGUUUCGCGCUGAUGGAUUACACCCCAGCAGAAUUGGAGCGGAGCUUCUCUCUGACAACAUCUCCAGGACACUUCGCUCCAUGUGACUAGUAAGACAAUUCUCAAAUAACCAUUAUGAUGAGUUUUGUUCUAACCGCUUAAAUGCUAAAGGUACUUGCGCUGUAAAACCUAUUAAGACUGUGUCUGUUCCCCGAAUAGUGAGGUCAAAAUAUAAAUAUAAUGUAGGAUCUAGAAAAAAUCUUAUCGUAAUUAAACCAGAAAAAUGUAAAGUAAAUGAACAAAAACAAUUUUUAAAGUUUGGGCUCAUAAAUAUUAGAUCACUCGCACCAAAAGCAGUUAUUGUAAAUGAAAUGAUCACAGAUAAUAGUUUUGAUUUACUCUGCUUGACUGAAACCUGGCUAAAACCAAAUGAUUAUUUUGGUCUAAAUGAGUCUACUCCACCAAACUACUGUUAUAAGCAUGAGCCCCGUCAGACUGGUCGUGGCGGGGGUGUUGCAACAAUAUAUAGUGAUAUUCUCAAUGUUACCCAGAAAACAGGAUACAGGUUUAACUCUUU